AUUGGUAUAGGAGGAAGUUAGCAUUGGGAAAGAUGGAACACAAGAGAGAAUUUCUCUUUUGGAGACCCAUGGCUCCUUUGGAGAAGUUUCUAUUCUUUGCAACAUCCCUCAACCAUAUACUGUUCGUGUUUGUGAACUGUGCAGACUCCUUCGGAUUGAUAAACAAUCCUUCUCUAAUAUUCUUGACAUCUAUUUUCACGAUGGAAGAAGAAUCUUGACUAACUUACUAGAGGUAAUCUAACUUAAAUGACCCCCAAUGUUGCCUUUAGCCUCUCUUUUCUUUGCAUAUGUGUUUUUAUAUAUACAUGCGCGCGCAUGUGCAUGCAUGCACAAGCAAAAGACUCUAAGAUAGGAUUAAAGCAACUGGAAUCAGAUAUCACGUUUCAUAUAGGGAAGCAGGAGGGUGAACUUGCACUGAAAGUUAAUAGUGCUGCUUAUCAUGGUGAUCUGCAUCAGCUUAAAACUCUUAUUCGAGCUGGAGCUGAUUCCAACAAGAGAGAUUAUGAUGGAAGAUCACCUUUGCAUCUUGCUGCAUCCAGAGGGUAUGAAGCUAUUGCUCUAUAUCUUAUACAAGAAGGUGUUGAUCUCAAUGCUCAAGAUAACUUUGGAAAUACACCCCUACUUGAAGCCAUCAAGAGCGGGCAUGAUCGGGUUGCUUCAUUACUUGUUAAAGAGGGGGCCAUGUUGAAGAUUGACCAUGUCGGCAGUUUCUUGUGUAACGUUGUUGCAAGAGGUGACUCUGAUCUGCUGCGAAGAUUAUUAUCUAGUGGUGUCAAUUCAAACUCAAAAGACUAUAAUCACCAGACACCACUUCACGUAUCUGCUUCUCAAGGCUCAUUUGCAAUGGCAAAGCUGCUUUUAGAAGCUGGUGCUUCUGUUCUCUUAAAGGACAGAUGGGGAAACACUGCAGUUGAUGAAGCUAUAGAAACUGGGAACAAACAGCUCAUUGAACUUCUGGAAGAAGCAAAAUCUGCUGAACUGUCCAAAUUCCCCGGAUGCUUGGAAGAUAUUAAAGGGAAAAUGACCCGCAAGAAGUGCACCGUGUUUCCAUUUCACACACAAGAUGGCAGAAAGCACGGUGUUGUUUUGUUGGUUCCUCAGGGUGUGGAAGAGCUAGUUGAAACUGCUUCACAACAACUCGGCUGCCCUUCGGGUUCUUUCUUGCUAACAGAAGAGGGAGGUAAAAUUAUUGAUGUAGAAACGAUAAAUGAUGGUCAAAAGUUGUAUUUGAUGGGUGAAGUAACACAUUGAAAAUCUCACUUGCUCCCUCACUUGAAGAUGUUUUAAUGUAUAUGUUCCAUGUUCUAGAGGCCAUGAUAUAUGGUUUCUUUUGUUCUGUUGAUCAAACUUAUUUUGUGCAUAUACAAUUUAGUCAAUUAACAAUGUGUGUCUCAGUUUAUAUUUGUGUGUUCCAUAAGUGCUAAAAAGGGGAUUUAGUGGAAAAUCAUACUCCCCAUGUCUCAAAAUAAAAGCCUAAAUCACCAUUCACAAGGCUUAAAAUAGUCAUGUCAUCAAUUAUUUUAUAAAUCUUUUGAGGUAUU
Messenger RNA from Cuscuta campestris, 1541 nucleotides. NCBI's taxonomy places the organism in Eukaryota, Viridiplantae, Streptophyta, Magnoliopsida, Solanales, Convolvulaceae. The record is from the annotation of a GenBank genome assembly.